Molecule: messenger RNA, 909 nt
Organism: Gastrolobium bilobum
Lineage: Eukaryota; Viridiplantae; Streptophyta; Magnoliopsida; Fabales; Fabaceae
Product: short-chain dehydrogenase reductase 2a-like
Exons: 2
Coding region: 1-909 (302 amino acids)
Molecular function (GO): oxidoreductase activity, acting on the CH-OH group of donors, NAD or NADP as acceptor
Source: RefSeq, a predicted model, not a curated record
AUGGUUGUAAUGUCUGAGAAACACGCUCAGGGGGUUCCUCUGCAGGCUACAGAUACCACUUUUUCUGCUUCAUGUAAAAGAUUGGAAGGCAAAAUUGCUAUUGUAACUGGGGGUGCUAGAGGCAUUGGGGAAGCAACUGUGAGAGUUUUUGUCAAGCAUGGUGCAAAGGUGGUGAUUGCUGAUGUUGAGGAUGAAGCUGGAACCAUGCUUGCUGAGACACUAUCUCCUUCAGCUACCUAUGUCCACUGUGAUGUUAGCAUGGAAAAUGAGGUUGAGAAUUUGGUUAGUUCCACAGUUUCUCACUAUGGACAACUUGACAUAAUUUUCAACAAUGCUGGGGUGCUUGGAAACCAGUCCAAGAACAAGAGCAUUGUCAAUUUUGAUCCUGAUGAAUUUGACCGAGUCAUGAGUGUGAAUGUGAAAGGAAUGGCUUUGGGGAUCAAGCAUGCAGCGAGGGUAAUGAUUCCUAGAGGAGUUGGGUGCAUUAUAUCUACAUCUAGUGUAGCUGGAGUCAUGGGAGGGCUUGGACCACAUGCUUAUACAGCUUCAAAGCAUGCCAUAGUUGGACUUACAAAGAACACAGCUUGUGAGUUAGGAAGGUAUGGGAUUAGGGUCAAUUGCAUUUCUCCAUUUGGGGUGGCUACAUCCAUGCUUGUGAAUGCAUGGAGAACAAGUGAUGAAGAAGAAGUUGAUGAUAACAUCAAUUUUGGGUGUCCUUUCCCAGAGGAUGUAGAGAAAAUGGAGGAAUAUGUUAGAGGGCUUGCAAACUUAAGAGGAACAAAUUUAAGGCCUAAAGACAUUGCUGAGGCUGCACUUUAUCUUGCUAGUGAUGAAUCCAAGUAUGUUAGUGGUCAUAAUCUUGUCGUGGAUGGUGGAAUCACUUCCUCAAGAAAUUGUAUUGGACUGUAA